AAAUCACAACUCCCACAUACAUCCAACUCAUGGCCGGCCACCCUCACAUGCUACCAAAUUCCAACACUACCUCCCACCCCCACCACCCCUUUAUAUGACACAAUUUCAUCAAAUCAGACACAAAAUCACCUUCUGCAACUGUGCUUCUAAACCCUCAUUGUAGUCUCCCCUCUUCAAAAGUCUACUUGUGUUACAUCAUUUUCGGAAAAACUAAAGCUGUUUUGCCCUUAAACCAUCAUACCUAUUUUAUCAAUCUUUAGGAAAAUACGAUGAUGAUCAGUCUAUUUUUCUUAGAUUUUUACCCAGAUUUCUCUCUACAAAUAUUGUUUCAUAUCCCGAUAUUCCCAGAACACAGAGGUACCACUUUUUAGUCUGGUCGCCAUCGUUCUUUCUCUCUCUUUCUCUCCCUUUGUUUCUCUCUUCCCCUUCUGAUGCAGUUCACUGAAACUCUUCCAGCUCCCCCACUCCAUCUCACCACUAAACCAUGCCAAAACUUCACUCCUAUGAACCCAAACCAAAUCCAUCGUACGCGACCCUGGCCGGGAUUUCCAGCGCCUAAUAAGGCGCUUGGAACCUUCGGGGAUGCCAACUGCAUGGAGCAGUUGCUUGUUCGUUGUGCUAAUGCAAUCGAAAGUAAUGAUGCUACUCUCUCUCAACAAAUCUUGUGGGUUCUUAACAACAUCGCGCCUUCCGAUGGGGAUUCCAAUCAAAGACUCACAUGUGGCUUCCUACGAGCCUUGAUUGCUCGAGCUGCCAAAACCGGAACCUGUAAGAUGCUUACAGCUGCCCUCUCGAAUUCCAAUAUCACCAUCCAAACGCAUAAGUUUUCCAUUAUUGAGCUUGCGAGCUUUGUUGACUUGACGCCAUGGCAUCGGUUUGGUUUCACAGCUGCCAACGCCGCCAUACUUGAAGCAGUGGAAGGAUACUCGACUGUUCACAUCGUCGAUUUGAGUCUGACACAUUGCAUGCAAAUCCCUACUUUGAUUGACGCCAUGGCUGGGAAAUUAGAAGGUCCACCGGUCGUCAAGCUCACGAUAGCUGGAGCCACGGAGGAUGUUCCUCCGAUGCUGGAUCUGUCAUACGAUGAGCUUGGGAUUAAGUUAGUAAACUUUGCUCGUUCAAGAAACAUAAUCUUGGAUUUCAAUGUAAUUCCUUCGAGUUCUUCGGAUGGAUUCUCUUCGUUAAUCGAACAUCUGAAGCUUCAAAACCUAGUACAUGGAAACGAGACUAACGAAGCACUCGUAAUAAACUGUCACAUGAUGCUUCAUUACAUACCAGAAGAAACCCCAACAGCAACGACGUCGACGACUCCCUUUUCUUUCGAAGACGCAACCCCACGAGCUUUAUUCUUGAAACAAAUCCGAAGUUUGAAUCCAACCCUCGUAGUUUUAGCAGAUGAAGAUGCAGAUUUCACUUCAAAUAACUUGGUUUGCAGAUUAAGGUCAGCUUUUAAUUACUUAUGGAUCCCAUACGACAUAGUCGACACUUUUUUACCAAAAGGAAGCAAACAACGACAGUGGUACGAGGCUGAUAUUGGUUGGAAGAUCGAGAAUGUUAUAGCCCAUGAAGGGUUACAUAGAGUUGAGCGACUUGAGCCACGAGCAAGAUGGGUUCAGAGGAUGAGAAAUACAGGGUUUCGAGGGGUUGGAUUUGGAGAAGAUAUCGUAACAGAAGUGAAAGGGAUGCUGGAUGAACAUGCGGCUGGAUGGGGGUUGAAGAAGGAAGAAGAUGAUCUUGUUCUUACUUGGAAAGGACAUAAUGUGGUUUUUACAACUGCUUGGGUACCAACUUAAUUUGAUUUUAAAAUGACUUAUAAUCUUCUUUAAUUUCUUUUUCUUUUCAUUUUGGUGAGUAGAUUUAAGUGUAGUUGGUAGGUUGUCGAUUCAAGAAGGUGUUGGUUACUGUUUUUAGGCUAAUAAUUAACAUAUCUAAUGAUCAUAUAUCAGAUAUUAGUA
Messenger RNA from Lactuca sativa (garden lettuce), 1955 nucleotides. Its product is annotated as scarecrow-like protein 32. Lineage: Eukaryota; Viridiplantae; Streptophyta; Magnoliopsida; Asterales; Asteraceae. The record is from RefSeq and is a predicted model, not a curated record.